CACCAUGUUCGCAAAGUUGUAGAACAACGUCAUAUGUAGAUGUUAAUUACACUGGACAUUGGACGGACUUGAAAGUGCGGCGCAUCAUGCAUGCAAAGCGUUGUAUUGAUUUCUACAGCAGGAAUACACAGGUACAGGUCUUUGUUGCGAGUUCAGUUUAGUGGUAUGACGUUGAUCUAGACUUAUCAAACACUGAAACUAGCGAUCCGUCUAGGGCAGCAAAUAUAUCCUAAUGGAUAAAAACAAACACGAUACUGUGUGGUAUUUGACCAAUGACAACACGUGAUUGUGGCGAUGAAAGGUCACUAUUGUUAAUCCUAUUAAUCCUUUAUUGCUAAUCCUAUGUUAACAAUAUGGCUAAUGAAUUGACUGUAAUGGCUGCUUCCAUAGGUCUACUGUUGCUGGUACAUAACGCCGAUAGCUCCACCUGUGACUUCAAUAUGACGUCAUGUCCGCAGUCUUGCAAGUGCUAUUUGUCGGAACUUCUAGUCAUCGACUGCGCUCAAAGAGAAAUGACGGCGCUGCCAGAUGUGCUUCCUACGUGCCAAGGAUACAAACUCCAUUUGAUGUUUUCUCAAAACAGAUUGAAAACGAUAACAUUCAAGUCCUACUUCCGUGAGACGUCUGUGAUGGACGUCGGUUUCAACGAAAUAUCUUCCCUGGACGAGAACGUGUUCAGCAGACAACAUUUCCCGGAACUCACUUCUCUUCGUCUUGACAACAACGAACUGACGACGCUGCCCAGACACACCAAGAAAGUGUUCGAGUCCCUGCGAGUGGCAACCAUCCACAACAACCCGUGGGUAUGCGACUGCAACAUUGAAUGGAUUAUGGAAUGGAUAUCAGAGGGUCACAAAAACGGGAUAACCAUAGAACAUAGUUCAAACAUAACUUGUGAUGUUCCACAGGAAUUGAAGAAUACACCAUUAACAGAACUGUCGGAACAUAAUAUUAAGUGUCAUGAAAGGUCAAAUUCAAAACUUUGGGUUGCUUUGGGUGUCACAGCGGCUUGUGUCGCCUAUUUGUCCGUAACGAGCGUCUUCGCUUUUUGCAUUGUUUUGAGAAGACGAGAGAAAAUAACAGGAACCACUUCAGGAAAUGAAUUCAGCACGACAUUUGACAGUUCACCGUAGUGGUGAAAUGGAGAUAGAGAGGGGAGCGAGUAAUGGGGGAGGUGUACUAUGACACUGUUAAUCAAAACGACAUUGGGAGUGUAAGUCCACGUGCCAUAUAUGUAUAUACACGAUACACAACUUACAUGAAGGUAGGAUGUGUCGUCCUGACUAAAGUGGCAGUCUUCCUAUAGAUGAAGCAAUGACAUCAAUUCGUGGAAAACGUCGCCAUCUUGUCGAAGCAUUAUUUGAACUGCCUUGUGUGAAAAUACGAUUUUGAAUACAUAAUGAUAUUAUCUUUAAGAUUAGAUUGAAUUAGGGCACUUACCACAGUUUGACACCCUAUUGCCGAUGUAUUUUUCGUGCUGGGGUGUCGUUAAACAGUCGUUCAUUAGAUUGAAUUAAGUGGGAUUUUCUUUUAGGGGUAAAAUUCGACUGGGUUUCUUUGUGGGGAGGUUUUUGGAUUUUUGUUAAUUUAAAAUGGCAACGGUUAUCGUUAUUAUAUCUAUAACAUUAAACACGAGGUUUUCGGGACACGUUGGAGUUCGAAGGAGAGGUUGUGCGCUCCAUCAUUCCUUGACUGUGUGGCUGAUAAUGACACCAGAGAACGAAAGACACAUUUCUGCCAUCUCAUUCCAUGUUGAAGAACACCGUGUUAUAUCCAGACACAUGUCAGGUCCAAGGGUAUUUGGAUCAGCAUCUUAAGAACAACUAGAAUGGCAAAGACAUGAUGGCUGGCAUGUUUUAUGUGCUGAAUAAAGAAAACAAUGCUUUUGGACAAAACUUUUUCAUGUGGACAGGGGGCGUAAAUCUAACGUCAGAUUCUCUUAACGUUUUGUACUACAUUCCAUAAACCCACAUCAUCUGCUAGGUAGCUUAAGAUUAUAUUUUAAUUUGUUAAUAAAUUUUUGCCUUACUUUGUUAUCACAUUUGUGCAAAGACUUUUUUUUAUAUUAGCCGGUAGCAUUAGACUUUAAUCUAAAAAAAACUAAAAUUUCAUAAGAUUUUAUAAUACAUGUAUAUUCAUAUCACAUAACCCCACAUCACUUA
This is a messenger RNA of Gigantopelta aegis, 2162 nucleotides long. Its product is annotated as leucine-rich glioma-inactivated protein 1-like. Bases 354 to 1133 code for a protein of 259 amino acids. The record is from RefSeq and is a predicted model, not a curated record. The transcript is spliced from 2 exons. NCBI's taxonomy places the organism in Eukaryota, Metazoa, Mollusca, Gastropoda, Neomphalida, Peltospiridae.